AAAGCCAAUGAUGUUUGCUAUUUUGAAUCAUCAGUUAUUUGGAUUUUCGUUUAACUAUCCAUUGAAAACAAAAACAAAAAAACUUCAUAAUCUAAUAACCAUGCUUAAGUUUGUCGUUUUGGGCCUUUUAGCAAUCGGCUGCUUUGCCGAAGAAAGCUAUGAUAAAUCAAAGAAAAUGAUUGGUAGCUACAGUUGGGGAAGUGGCUAUCAAGGCGGUAAAUAUUAUGCUCCAGGUUUUUAUGGUGCUGGUUUUGGUUAUGGAGCCAGACAUUUUGGUGACCGUUCUGGCUACGGUUAUGGUCAUGGCCAUGGUUAUGGUCACUUAGGCUACGGUCAAUGGAGCAGUUAUCCAAAACAAAUGUACUAUGGACGAUAUGGUAGCGGUUUCGGUCUUGGUGGUGGUUAUUAUAAUAUCAUUCCAUCAUACCAUUAUGGUGCAAUGGGUGGAUACUAUGCUGCUCAACCAAUUUCUACCGCCGGUUACGUUGCUCAACCAAUUUCCACCGCCGCUUACGUUGCUCAACCAGUUGUCCACUCAGCCGGUGUGAUCGCAUCAGAUAACGUUGUCCGAACAGCUGCCAUCGCUCCAUCGGUCAACUUUUUGACUGAACGCAAAAGUGACGCCCACCAGGAAGUUGUACAAGCUGCCGUCCACCAGUUGGGUCGUACAGUCGAAUAUAAAAGCAUGGGCCACCAAGAACAUCCAAUUCAACCACAAAUCGUUGAAGUCGAACCAUCGGAAACUCCAUUGCAUCUUCACUUUAAAACCAAAUCUUCCUCAGUUUCAUUGAGCCAAGCUCAUGAACAAGCUCCAGUACCGCAAACUCAAAUAAGCCAAUCAUCAGAUGAACCAGCUCGAUUGAUCCAUGAGAUCCAAAAACCAGUUAUUCAGGAAGUCCGAGAAGUGAUUACACCAUACCGACAAGUUACCCAAGAAAUUAACCCAGUUGUUGAAGCUGUACACACGGUCGUUACCAAAGCUGAAGGCCAACGACAAAACUAUGUUGCACCAUCAACCGGUGUUUCCGUUAACCGUGAAGUAUCACACUCUGUUAACACCGUCGCUCAACCAGUUCAUAUGGGUUAUCAACACGUUUCCGUAGCUGCCCAACCAGUAGCCACUGUUGCCCAACCAGUAGCCACUGUUGCCCAACCAGUAGCCACUGUUGCCCAACCAAUUGCCGCUGUUGCCGCACAACCAAUUGCCGCUGUUGCUGCACAACCAAUCGCUAUUGGUUAUGAAGAAAAAAUUGUUUCCGCUCCAUCUGUCGCUUCAUACGGCGUUGGUUAUGCAGCUCAACCAGCAGCCGCUUUUGUUGAAUCAUCUUAUGAACCAGCUAAAUUUGGUUAUGGUUAUGAUACCAAAUAUUCAACAUCAUCAUCAUCAAUUGUUCCAUCUUCAUCAAUUGUUCCAUCUUCCUCAUCAUCAUUCGGUGGUUACCGAUUUGGUGGUGAUGCCAAAACAUUCCGAGUAGGUUUCGAUAACCGAGCUGGUAUGGUUGGUGACCGACAUGAACAAUACCAUGAAUCUCGAUCAAGCUAUUAAGCUUUCGAUCAGAUGAAUUAUUUGAUCAACAACAUCAAGAUCAAACAAAAUUAAAAUGAAAAUGGAAAAAAAA
Molecule: messenger RNA, 1619 nt
Organism: Dermatophagoides farinae (American house dust mite)
Lineage: Eukaryota; Metazoa; Arthropoda; Arachnida; Sarcoptiformes; Pyroglyphidae
Source: RefSeq, a predicted model, not a curated record